GGCGGUGCUGUCUUUGGGGGACGCAAAGCGCUAGAUGAAGAGGGUUUUUCUUUUCUUUCGGCCGCGGAAGCUACAGAAGGGAGCUGGCGAGGGUGGUCUAGAAAGGCGGUAGCCAGAGUGUCGGUGGUCCCGGAACCUCUUGUAAACCAGCUAGGCCUUCCAGUACAAUGUUGAAUAGAAGUGGUGAUAAUGGUCAUCUCUGUCUUGUUUUCAACCUCCAGGGAAUUGGAAAAUAUUUAACUCUUAACAAAUGAAUUCCCCACUUGAACUCUGCCAAAUUCCUGUGCCACCUCCUCCUUUAGAAAACUGACCUUAAUACAGAGAUAAAAGAGGAGUAGAAGGUAAAAGAAAAUGCUGGGAUCUGACCGCUGUGUUGUGGAAGAAUGGUUAUCAGAAUUCAAGGCAUUACCUGACACUCAGAUCACCAGUUACGCAGCAACUUUACACCGGAAAAAAACACUUGUACCAGCUCUCUAUAAAGUUAUUCAAGAUUCAAAUAAUGAGCUCCUGGAGCCUGUCUGCCACCAGCUGUUUGAGCUCUAUCGUAGCUCAGAGGUUCGACUUAAGAGGUUCACACUGCAGUUCUUGCCAGAAUUGAUGUGGGUUUAUUUACGGCUUACAGUUAGCCGAGACAGACAGAGUAAUGGUUGCAUUGAAGCACUUCUAUUAGGAAUUUACAAUUUGGAAAUUGCCGAUAAAGAUGGGAACAAUAAAGUUCUGUCUUUCACUAUCCCUUCCUUAUCCAAGCCUUCAAUAUACCAUGAACCUUCAACAAUUGGAUCCAUGGCUUUGACCGAAGGGGCAUUGUGUCAGCAUGAUCUCAUUAGAGUUGUUUACAGUGAUCUUCAUCCUCAGAGGGAAACAUUCACUGCACAGAACCGGUUUGAAGUCCUGAGUUUUCUCAUGCUGUGUUACAAUUCUGCUAUUGUAUAUAUGCCUGCUUCGUCUUACCAAUCUCUUUGUCGGAUGGGUUCCAGGGUUUGUGUGAGUGGGUUUCCACGGCAACAUGAAAAACAUUGGAAAGAACUCUGUGGUCGAAUAGUAUUGGAUCCUGAAUUUAUGGUGCAGCUUCUCACAGGCGUUUAUUAUGCCAUGUAUAAUGGACAGUGGGACCUUGGCCAGGAAGUUCUUGAUGACAUCAUUUAUAGAGCUCAGCUAGAGCUUUUUUCUCAACCACUAUUGGUUGCCAAUGCCAUGAAAAACUCAUUACCGUUUGAUGCUCCUGAUUCUUCACAAGAAGGCCAGAAAGUCCUUAAAGUUGAAGUCACUCCAACAGUGCCGAGGAUUUCUCGGACUGCAAUUACAACAGCUUCAAUCCGUCGUCAUAGAUGGAGGAGAGAAGAUGGCUUUGACUUCUCAAACGAGGCUGACUCGAGUAUUCCUGGCUCCCCGAUCCAACACGGCUCCACUGACCUAGGGAUCAAACGUGUGCAAGAGGGGGAGGUGCUGGUGCGCAGGACCCCUGAGCAUGGCUCGCCGGAGCCCAACUCAGCAGCAGCCACAACAGAGGGUGCUGAGGGUGUAAAUGGAGGAGAGGAAUCUGUAAACCUGAAUGAUGCAGAUGAAGGAUUUUCAUCAGGGGCUUCCCUCAGCAGUCAGCCAAUUGGGACCAAACCAUCCUCCUCUUCUCAGAGGGGAAGCUUAAGGAAAGUAGCAACUGGGCGUUCAGCCAAGGAUAAAGAAACAGCCUCUGCCAUCAAAUCCAGUGAGAGCCCUCGAGAUUCAGUAGUUCGCAAGCAGUAUGUACAGCAACCAACUGAUCUUAGUGUAGAUUCAGUUGAGCUGACACCAAUGAAGAAACACCUGAGCCUGCCUGCUGGCCAGGUGGUGCCAAAAACCAGUAGUUUAAGUCUAAUCCGGACAGCCAGUGCUUCCUCAAGUAAAUCAUUUGACUAUGUAAAUGGCAGUCAAGCAAGUACCAGCAUUGGGGUUGGCACUGAGGGAGGUACAAAUUUAGCAGGUAACAAUGCUAAUCGAUACUCAACUAUCAGUCUGCAGGAAGACCGGCUAGGUCAAGCUGGUGAAGGUAAAGAGCUCCUCAGCCCAGGAGCCCCCUUAACCAAGCAGUCUCGAUCCCCAAGUUUCAAUAUGCAGCUAAUAUCCCAGGUGUAGUUUUGACUUCUUCCCUCCUCUUUCUGCUUACCUUUUAAACUGAACAUUUCAUUGUGCAAGAAGACACUUCAUCCCACAUUGUGAAAACAUUGGUCAUCAUAAUCAGAUUUCAUUUAGUUUAGGUAUCUUCAUACUGUAUUUUGUAUCGAAACAGCAAUAAGGCUUUCUUUAUCCCUCUUUCCUACAUCUUCUCUUCACCUGUUCCUUGUAAAUGUGUUUGUGAAGCAGUAUAAAAUGUUUGCCUUUUCCAUGCCUUCCUUUCUCUUUGGGUGAUGUGCAAUCCAUCGUAGGCUGAUCGGUCCCAUUUCAACACUGUGAGACUGAGAAUACAUUAGAGGAAAUGGUGUAUAUGAUCCCUAUGAAACGAUUCUUUGGCUUUUGUUUAAAAACAAAGCAAAACGGGUUUGUUCUCAUAACCUAUAGAACUAUGAAGAUUACUGGAUCAUGUUUUUUUCUCUCUUAACCAGGAGUGCCUCAGAGAUUCUGCUAUGACUUUGAACUUCUCUGAGUCUGUGCAAUCAUUUUCUGGAGAAGCAUGGGAAAAGGUGGUAGACUGCUGCACUUUUUAAUUAAAAUGAGGGUAGCUCUUUCUCCACCCGCCCCCCAUCUACUUUAUCCCAAGACAUAAUAGUUCCAUUACGGAGGCAUUUAAAUCAAGUUGUGACCACCUCCACUGGAGGACAGGGCUCUAAGUUGAUUGUGUAAUUGAUAAUGCACUUUCUCAAUGGCUCUAUAGUCAUUAUUAACAUGUCUUCCCUCUUCCCCACAAGGAUAUAUAAGGUCAUUUCUGUCCUCCAAGUUUGGCCAACUAACAAAUCAGAAUCUGAGGGGCAUGUUCUGUUUCCCAGGAAUGAUUGACACUUUGGUGCUGGGGUUUGUGGGGGGAGGGGUGGUUUUUGUUUAGCUUGUGUGGAGAUUGUGUGUGUGAGGGGAGAUUUUGAUUGUUUUUUUUUUUCUUUUCCUUUGUGAGCUGAUGAUGGCUGAAGUAUAACAGUACAUCUUCAGGUAAAGAGAGGGAUUUCUCAAUCUACUUUCUGUUAUGUCAGACUAUAAGAGAAACCCUUUCAGCUGCUUUCUAGAUGUACCUAAAUUCAGUCAGACAUUUUGGAUUAAGAAACCUAAAGUCCUGAUAGAUUACGUACUCCAAAAUAUAUCAGGGACAGACAAUUGGCUGAAAACACUGACGCUUCAAUGUGACACAUUUUUAUAGAACAUUUCUACCAGGGGGUACUGAGCUUGAUUUUUCCUAUAAGGACCACACUGCCUUUGUGUUUAAUGUAAUGCAAUUUGUGUACCUUCUAAUCAUAUAUCUGCAGUUUCUCAUUUUUAUAAAACUUUGGAAUCAUGCCAGUAAGCUAGAUGUUGAAUGUAUGUAAGUAGCAUUUGGUAACUGCUAAGAGGUUACAAAAACAUUAUUGGUAAAAAAAGUUUUUUAGUUCUGAUCCAGUUGGAUAAGAUUUUAUCAUAACCUCUUCUGGGUCUCAGGCUCUGCUGUUUGAAAAAGAAGGGAAUAUAUUGGGUUUUAAAAAAUCAGUGUAUUGUGACUUAAACUGUUGUUAUCCUUCCACAAAAUACAUCAGAGCUAUUAGUGCUUUGUACCUUUUGAUGUUUUUACUUUAUUGUUUAAGAAAAAUAUACUGAAUUUAUAGAAAGCAAGUAUUCUCCUAAUUAACAAAGGUUGAAAUUUUAUCUCUACCAAUUAAAAUUACAAUCGAUUUUGAUAAAUAACCAGAAAAAUGCCUUGUUUUUUUCACACGUAGUAAUCCUCCCGUUUUUAUUGUAAGAACUUUUUUUUCCUAAGAGACUUUCUGUUAGACUCUUUAUAAGAAGAACGACGUGCUUGUUUGAAUUUGUUGGUCUGUAACAUUUUCCAGCUCAUGUGAAAAUGGAAAACUAGAACCUGAACUAGUAUCUACAACAUUGCCAAAGUCUGGGGCAAAACUGAAAGUUGAUAAAUAGACAAUUUAUUUAUUUGUCUGUGUCUGUGUCUGUGUGUGGAUACAUAUAUAUAUGGUGUGUAUAUGUAUAUAUCACAAAGAUGUAUUUUAAAUAUCGUUUCUUUUAAUUUAACUAAGGGAUGUCAGAUAAAUGAAAGGAGUUUAAAUAUAGCCAAAAUAAAUGAGGUGUAAAGGUCCAUAACAUACUAAAAAAGACAGAGUUUCAGGUAUGUACAGAAAGGAGCAUUCUACUUACCCAGAAAGUGAGAUCU
Messenger RNA from Cebus imitator (Panamanian white-faced capuchin), 4321 nucleotides. It is a transcript of the gene HYCC2, whose product is annotated as family with sequence similarity 126 member B. The transcript is spliced from 14 exons. The coding region runs from base 352 to 2112 and encodes 586 amino acids. Gene Ontology annotation, biological process: phosphatidylinositol phosphate biosynthetic process; protein localization to plasma membrane. Lineage: Eukaryota; Metazoa; Chordata; Mammalia; Primates; Cebidae. The record is from RefSeq and is a predicted model, not a curated record. Gene Ontology annotation, cellular component: plasma membrane.